CAUACUCUCUUUUAUCACAAUCCUCCAUCAUCUCAUCAUCAAUCCAAAGCUAGGGGAAAUUCAAUCAUCAGUAUGGCAAUCAAAGCGCGAUUUCCACUUUUGGUACUGCUAGGAAUUGUUUUCCUAGCCUCAGUUUGUGCGAAAUCUGAUAAAGAGAAUCCUUUUUUCUUUAAGUCUAACAACUGUCAAACUCUUUUCGAGAACGAAAACGGUCACGUUCGUCUUCUCCAAAGGUUCGACAAACGUUCUCAAUUAUUUGAGAACCUCCAAAACUAUCGUCUUAUGGAAUAUAACUCAAAACCUCACACCCUCUUUCUUCCACAACACAAUGACGCCGACUUCAUCCUUGUAGUCCUACGUGGAAGGGCUAUACUGACGGUAUUGAACCCCAACGACAGAAACACCUUCAAACUUGAGCGAGGAGAUACAAUCAAACUCCCUGCUGGCACCAUUGCUUAUUUGGCUAACAGAGAUGAUAAUGAAGAUCUUAGAGUAUUAGAUCUCGCCAUCCCAGUUAAUAGACCUGGUCAAUUUCAGUCGUUCUCAUUGUCUGGAAAUGAAAACCAACAAUCGUACUUCCAAGGUUUCAGCAAGAAAAUUCUAGAGGCUUCCUUCAAUAGCGAUUACGAAGAGAUAGAGAGGGUUCUUUUAGAAGAGCAGGAGCAAAAGCCAGAACAAAGAAGAGGCCAUAAGGGUAGGCAGCAGAGCCAGGAAACAGAUGUGAUAGUAAAAAUAUCAAGGGAACAAAUUGAAGAACUAAGCAAAAAUGCCAAAUCUAACUGUAAAAAAAGUGUAUCUUCUGAGUCUGAGCCAUUCAACUUGAGAAGCCGCAGCCCUAUCUAUUCCAACAGGUUUGGAAACUUCUUUGAGAUCACCCCAGAGAAAAAUCCUCAACUCAAAGACUUAGAUAUAUUUGUCAACUCUGUGGAGAUCAAGGAGGGAUCACUUUUGCUACCACACUUCAAUUCAAGAGCCACAGUGAUACUAGUUGUUAAUGAAGGAAAAGGAGAGGUUGAACUUGUGGGAUUAAGAAAUGAGAAUGAACAAGAGAAUAAAAAAGAAGACGAAGAAGAAGAAGAAGAUAGAAAUGUACAAGUACAAAGGUUUCAAUCAAAGUUAUCUUCUGGCGAUGUUGUUGUAAUUCCUGCUAGCCAUCCUUUUUCCAUAAAUGCUUCCUCAGAUCUCUUUUUACUUGGAUUCGGUAUUAAUGCUCAAAACAACCAGAGAAACUUCCUUGCAGGUGAGGAGGACAAUGUGAUAAGUCAGAUACAAAGACCAGUGAAGGAAGUUGCAUUCCCCGGAUCUGCUGAAGAGGUUGAUAGACUUCUUAAGAAUCAGAGACAAUCUCAUUUCGCAAAUGCUCAACCUCAACAAAAAAGGAAAGGAAGUCAGAGAAUAAGAAGUCCAUUUUAAGAAGGGAUCGAGUAUGAUAUAUAUUAUGUGUAUAUGCUAUAAAGAGCUUUAGCUCACAGUGAGCAAAAAAUAAAAAGGCAUUCUCUUGUAACUACGUACCUUUCUACUAUGAAUAAUGUAAAACAAGAAUAAAUUUUUGUUUCUACUCUUUAGCUACUAUGAAUAAAGUAAAGGAAGAAUAAAUUUUUUGUCUA
Molecule: messenger RNA, 1607 nt
Organism: Cicer arietinum (chickpea)
Lineage: Eukaryota; Viridiplantae; Streptophyta; Magnoliopsida; Fabales; Fabaceae
Product: vicilin-like
Source: RefSeq, a predicted model, not a curated record